CGGGGGCGAAUGGUUGGGGACGAUCACGACUGGCCUCCCUAUGAAUGCUAGCGUCUACCUCCUGGGCAAUCGAAACAACACGAGCAUAGGUCUGGGUCCCAUGACCUACAAUGUUGUGACGGACUGCUGGGUAAAGCCCGUCAAUGAAGCGCUGUGCCCUCUGUGCCUCCGUUCGCACCAAGUCCGGAACAAAAGCUGCAAAAAAAAAUCCACCAUGACUAAGGCCUCCGGGCUGGGUGGUCGCUUGUUUCGAAAGGCCCCCGGGGUCGGCAAGUGCCUGAAGACAAAUUCCACCAUGAUUAAGGCCUCCGAGCUGGGUGGUCGCUUGUUUAGUACACCCCUUGGGAUGGGCAAGUUGGCCCCUAUUUCGAACAUCCCUCGGAUUGGGUGGGCAAGUGCGAAGACACGGAUAGCUCAAGCAGAUCGCGGAGGCAGGUCGAUUAUUUCUACUUGGUUCUAUCUGGUCUGGUAUUAUCGUAUAUUUGUUCCUAACCCUAGUGGCAGGUUGAGGGAGUUCAUUAUGAAUAAUUCGAGCAGUAUGAAGACAAAAUCCACCAUGAUUAAGGCCUCCGGGCUGGGUGGUCGCUUGUUUAGUACACCCCGUGGGAUGGGCAGGUUGACCUCCUGUUUCGAACCUUCCUCGGAUUGGUUGGGCAAGUGCGAAGACAUGGAUAGCUCGAGCAGAUCUCAGAGGCAGGUCGAUGAUUUCAACUUG
This is a messenger RNA of Striga hermonthica, 715 nucleotides long. NCBI's taxonomy places the organism in Eukaryota, Viridiplantae, Streptophyta, Magnoliopsida, Lamiales, Orobanchaceae. The record is from the annotation of a GenBank genome assembly.